CAUCUGGAGCCAGGGAUCACAGUCAGGAUUAAGUGCAUGUAGGUAGUAGUCUGUGGCCAGUGAAUGCUCAGAAACAGUAGAGCUGAGCUCAUCCAGUUCUGGCUUCUCCAUUGUGGACCUCAGAGAAAAUUAAAUUGUGGAUUUUUUCUGUUUGAAGAUGAAGAAUACCACAAAGAUAAUGAGAGACAUCUGAGAGAGGCUUGUUUUUACUCCUUUGGCUUUCUUUGCUGCCCAUAACAAGCAGUAAGCAAGAUGAAGGUGAAAUGGAAUACGCUGGGCAUGGUUGUCUUCUUUCUGCUCUCUGUGGUCAUGACCUGCUUCUUUAUAUGGCAGUAUAGGAUGCCAAAGCUGAAGACAGAAAUGCUUACAAAAAAAAGUAUAGUAGAGGAGCUGUGCCCUCGAUUCCCUGAACCUGUGCCCCUUGAACAUCCCAUCACAUCACUGAGGGUGGCCUUAGAAAAGGCAGAUGUACUCCUGAGGUCAAGCAUUCAUACCACCAAGCUACCAGCAAUAUCAGCUAUUGUGGUUUUAAACGACUCUGUUCUGUGGAAUGGAAACUUUGGCAAGAAAAACUUAAGUGACCCCUCCUCAUCUGCACCCAAUGAGUACACAGUGUACAGAAUUGCAAGUCUCUCUAAGAUCUUCCCCACACUGAUGCUAUACAAAUUGUGGGAGGAUGACCUGGUGGACUCUCUCGACGAUCCUCUGGAGAAGUACGUGGAAAACUUCACUAUCAAAAACCCACUGGGGAACGGUGGGAGGCCGGGAUAUUCAUCAUCCAAGAUGCUCAGCAGCCUCUCACCUGCAAUCACCCUGCGCAGGAUGGCCAGCCAGCUGUCCGGGUUACCCAGAAGAUUAAGGUCAACUAAUCUCCUUUGGAGUGGAGACACACAGGCAGCUCUUAAUUUGUUACAGGAUGAUGUUCUCGUGGCAGACCCAGGCACAAAAUGCCACUACAGCAAUGUUGCUUUUUCUUUAUUGGCCAAUGUCUUGGCUCAAAAGGUGACUGGCUCAGACUUUGAGACAUGGGUUUCAGACAACAUUCUGAAGCGCCUGAACAUGGAGGACACUGGUUUUAAUUUGACCCCGGCUAUUCAGAAGCAGAUGGCUGUGGGUGUUUACAGCGAUGGCCAGCCAGCUCCCCUUUACAACCUUGGCUGGUACCGGCCAGCAGGUCAGAUGUAUUCAACAGCAGCUGACAUGGCCAAACUUAUGAUGGCUCUUCUGGGCUCGUAUGGAAGGCCCCUACUCCGCCAGGACACGCUGAACACCAUGCUGACCCCAGUCAUCAGAUGUCAUAGUGGCUACUUUGCCAACUCCACUGGCACACCGUGGGAGAUCAACGAGCAAUUCGGCUACGAUGUAGUGAGGAAGGACGGCGACCUGGAUGGAUUCGCAGCCACCUUCUCUCUGGUGCCGCGUCUGCAGCUGGGUCUAGUGAUCCUGAUGGCUGGGGUUCGGCCAGCCGACAGAGACCUUGUGAGCCAGACAUACAGUUAUCUCAUCCCUGCAGUGGAGAAUGCUUUCAGAAAUGCUCGGCGAAUCCUCAGACCGCCACCUGACCCAGCCCCAUAUAUUGGCUUUUUUACUUACAGGAAUAUGACUUUCUAUGAGAUUAAGGUGGAUUCAGACGGGGUGCUUGUCAUGCAACAGUUUGGACCACAGGUGGACACAAAUGUGCCAUCCAAGUACCGAACUAUCAGGCUGGAUUACUUGGAGGACAGGGUGUUCAGGGUGGUGUUUGAGAGCCCCUAUCCUUGCAAGUUGAAAGUUAAUAGUGCCUUGGUCUCCUUGGAGGCACAGGACAGACAGCUCUUCAACUUCUACCUUUUCACCAAAAAAGGUGUGUCACCAGGAUUUGACUCCCCAGGACUCAACACAUACAGGGUGAUGAGGGUAGCUGGCAGACCAUACUUUACUUCAUAAAUACUGGAAUUCAACAAGUCCUUCAUUGUAACAGGGGUAUGUCAAGGACAGAUGAGGUGGGAAACUUGAUACUGAAAACACAUCACAGUUUUUUACUGUGUUGUCAGUGUCACACGAGUCUCUCUUGCUAAGUUUAUUAUAUUUAUUCUGGACUGGUAUUUUUUAUACUAUUUAUUUAAAAUUCUUGUGCAAAUGAUCAAUUUUACCAUUUAGUCUUGUCCAAAUAUCCAAGGCAAUCUUUGACAGAUCUUUCUGUUAAAUAACUGACACUGCUGUACAAAUGUUUGCUAAGGGGUGUUUGAUUCAUUUACAAUGUGGCAUUAUUCCUCGUUACCUUUUAAGUGCCUGCAGUGUGACCUAAAGAGGUAAAACACAACUGAUUAAAAUGUUCAGUGGUUAAGAUUUUCAAGAAUCAGUCCCAGCAGGCAAACAUGUAACCAUAGUGUCUAUGAGCAAUACAUUUACAUGUUACAUAAUAUAUUAAAUAAUGACCAAAUUUAUAUGUGUUAUUUGUUUAUUGUAUUAAUUGUUUGUUAGGCAAUGCUAAAGUGUAAUCAAGGAAGGACACUUUAGACACACUGCCAAAUGUAAUAACAGUUAUACUGAUUUAUGUUGUAGAGGUUUCACUGAGGCAGGGUUUGAUUACAUUUCAAUGUAUGGUGGUUUCCAUUAUCAACAGACUUUGACCCUUGAGCCAAGACAAGUUCAACAAAUACAGCAUGAGUCAUUUCAUACAAGAGAGUUUGGCCUCUCUUCUUGUAAGGUGAUCAAACAAAUAUGGAUCUUAUUUUUGGGGACUUCUGGCAAGUAGAUGAAAAAUGUUAGGCUCAGCAGCAAUUACCAUGAUGAAUAGCACUGCAAGCAGAAUUUAAAAAAAGAAGUAAUAUUAGCAGAGAAUUGGGCAAACUGUCACAUCUAGCAUUAUUAGAUUGACAUAAUAUUAUUUUUAUUUCUGUGACAACAUUUCUAGAAUUACUCUCACAACAAACACUUAAAGGCCAUUAAAGUGAUGUUUGGACUGAGGGUAUUUUGUGGUUCUCACAUCUCAGGUCUCUUUCCAGAAGAUGGUCACAUGGUCUGUAAGGGUCCAUGUUGGACCCUUGUGUCAGUGUUCAUAUACAGCAAGCAUGUGUUUUAUUAUUGCUAAGCAGUCAUAUGGUGAUUUCUUUUUUCUUUUCUUUUCUUUUUCUUUUUUCUUUUUUUUUUUAGCUUUUUCAUGUUGUUUAUGUAAAGGGUUAAAAAUGUUUAUCUUAGAGAUGAAUGGGAAUACAGUUAAAAGGUUAAAUAUGUCAUAAGAAAAGAUUAAAAAGUCAUUGAGACUAAGACAGCUAAUUGCUAAAAAUGUUAUGUUAAAAAUGUGUUUAAAAACAGAUACCCUUAUAUAGAAAAUUUUUUAAAAAACUAUUUCACGGUGUCUAAGUAUGUUAAAAAAAACCAAUUUCAUGGUGCAUUACUGAUUUCUGUGUCAAAGCAAUUUUCAAACAGGUCACUAGAUGGCGCAUAGUGCCAGAGAGGAACAUAAAACUGCCUUGAGGCACUUGCUGCAGAAUAAAUCCUGCUGCCGAGCUGAAUGGAAGCUAAAGCGUGUGUCUCUUUGUUUACACAUACAGGUGGGUUUAUAUUCCUCAAAACCAUAUGCAUGUACCCCAGAAUAAGGGCAUAUUGUGUUGUGAAUUCUUGGAUAUAAUGUGCAAUGUUUAGAGUCGAGUUUUGUCGAAGUUAUGGGUAGAGAUAUAGCUGUUUUGUCGCACGCGACCAUGCUAGGCUGGCGGACCUGUUGCUAAUAAGCUAAGUAAGUUGCUAACACAGAAUCAGUAAAGUUUGACACUGUUAGUUUAAAUGUUGUUUCGUGUGUAAUUUGGAGUGAAUUCAAAGAAUAUGUAAGUGACCGUGACAAGUUUGUAUGGAGAAAUGUUUUGCAUUUGUUUUCUGAAGCCCACAAUUGUUUAUGUCAGAUUCAGAAUACUGUCUAUACAUCUGGUAUUAUUGAGUAAUUUCCAAAUUAAUAGAAUAUUUUGUGUCAUUAUUUCUUGUUGAAGAAAGCAGAAUAAAUCCUGCUGCCGAGCUGAAUGGAA
Molecule: messenger RNA, 4001 nt
Organism: Amphiprion ocellaris (clown anemonefish)
Lineage: Eukaryota; Metazoa; Chordata; Actinopteri; Pomacentridae
Product: putative beta-lactamase-like 1
Exons: 7
Coding region: 253-1926 (557 amino acids)
Source: RefSeq, a predicted model, not a curated record